This is a messenger RNA of Cavenderia fasciculata, 1071 nucleotides long. RefSeq lists its product as uncharacterized. The coding region runs from base 1 to 1071 and encodes 356 amino acids. Gene Ontology annotation, biological process: regulation of DNA-templated transcription. The transcript has 3 exons. NCBI's taxonomy places the organism in Eukaryota, Evosea, Eumycetozoa, Acytosteliales, Cavenderiaceae. Gene Ontology annotation, molecular function: zinc ion binding; sequence-specific DNA binding. The record is from RefSeq and is a predicted model, not a curated record.
AUGAAGCGUCCAAGUACAUCUCCUUCAAAUGACUCUAAAUGGGCCCUUAUCAGAAGAAAAUCUGAAGAGAUAGCAAUGUUGGUUAGCUUUAUUUCCCAACAAACAACACAACCAAACCAAAACCCAAACCAAACCGUAACUUCAACAACAUCAACCACUUCGCCAAUACCAACGACCAUCACAACAACACCCCAAGAAUUAAUGGAAUUGGAAUCAAGAGUUAUAAAAUUAAAUCGAGAAAUUAAACAAUUAUUAGAUGAUGAAUUUAAUUUUGAAGACCAAAUUUUAAGUGCUCCAUUGACAAGUCCAUUAUUAUCACCACGAUCACCUUUACAUUCGCCAUUUCAUUCACCAUCUCAAUUGAUUCAUCCAACAAGUCGAUUAAUGUCACCGUCUCCAUCAUCUGACAUUUGGGCUUUGUCACCGAUCCAAGAACCCUCUAGAAUGGUAUCGCCAACUCUUGAAUCGAUUCCACAACAACAUCAACAACAACCACAAAAUACGUUAGCCACUUCAACCACAUCGACAUCUUCAUCCACCUCUUCAACCACAUCAACCAUAUCAACAACAUCAACAUCAUCAUCCAUCACACCAUCUCAAGCAAGAGCCAGUUUCAAACCACCUCCGCUCAAACCAACUCCUCCAUUUAAAGAAUCUCCACUCUUUAAAGCUGCACAACAACUGCGAGAAGAGCAAGAAAAGGAAAAGGAGAAAAGACGUCCUUCACGUUCUCCAACACCAACACCUGCAUCUACCGCCAAAGAAGCCAAAAAGAGAGGAAGACCUGCAGGAACACGACCAGAACAAUGUGCCAUCUGCAAGAAAACAGAAACCCCAGAAUGGAGAAAAGGAAAGAAUGGAAUCGAUCUAUGCAAUGCUUGUGGACUACAGUACAGAAAAAAAACAAAAAAAGAAAAAGAGAGCAAACAACGACACUCUAUCAUUAAUAUCUUGGACGAAAAAGAAAUUAUUGAAAGAUCAGGAUCUGAAGAAGGCGAUGAAGAAUGGGAACAAUAUUCUUCUAGCUCUGGUGGUGAUCCAUCUGAACCAUCAUCAGAACCAGAUAAUUAA